AUGGAACGUUGGAAUAAGCGGAUUGCUGUGGUUACUAGAGCCAGCGCGGGCAUAGGUGCAUCUAUUGCCAAAGAUCUUCUAUCGACCGGUUUAAUUGUUGUCGCCUUAGCUCGACGCAAAUUUCUCAUUGAAGAAUAUAAAAAUGAAUUGCCAGAUAAUUUACAACUCAAUCUUCAUGCAGUACAAUGUGAUCUUUCCAUUCUAAACUCAGUUACGGACGCCUUCGAUUGGAUUGAAGCCAAUUUGGGAGGCAUUGGUAUUUUGGUCAACAAUGUGGAUCUUAGUGUUGUACAAAAUUCACUUCAAGUUAAUAUAUUGGGAGUGGUGGCUUGUACUCAGCAUGCCUUCAAAUCGAUGAAACAACGAAACGUAGAUGGGCACGUGAUUAUUAUCAAUAGUACAUUGGGCCAUAAUGUACCCGCUGUGCCAGGCAUAGAGAAUUUAAACAUAUAUCCUUGCACUAAAUAUGCCUUGACCGCUAUUACUGAAAUGUAUCGCCAAGAAUUUAAAGGUUUGGGUACAAAAAUAAAAAUUACUAGUAUUAGCCCUGGACUUACAGAUACUGAAAUGGUUGCUAUUGGAGGAGCCACAUAUGCUCACAGAACGAUAGCCCAAAAGGACUCCGAAAAUAGUUCAAUGUUAAAACAUGAAUUCGUUCAUGCAUGUCCAGCUUCGAUAAUAUUUCGUGUAUAA
This is a messenger RNA of Stomoxys calcitrans (stable fly), 693 nucleotides long. Its product is annotated as farnesol dehydrogenase-like. Lineage: Eukaryota; Metazoa; Arthropoda; Insecta; Diptera; Muscidae. Bases 1 to 693 code for a protein of 230 amino acids. The record is from RefSeq and is a predicted model, not a curated record. The transcript is spliced from 3 exons. Gene Ontology annotation, molecular function: oxidoreductase activity.